Messenger RNA from Pocillopora meandrina, 2420 nucleotides. The record is from the annotation of a GenBank genome assembly. Lineage: Eukaryota; Metazoa; Cnidaria; Anthozoa; Scleractinia; Pocilloporidae.
AUGCGGUUGAGGGUCGGUUGUGGUCAUAAUUCAAAAUUCUUUGAGGCAUUUUGGUCACGAAAGGUAUUAUUGAACGUUUUCUUGAAAAUAACCUAUAAAAUGCCUCAGUGAAUAUUUUCCAGCCGGGAAGUAGAUUUAAAAAUGGUAUUAGUAUAGUGAUAAACUUCUAAAGGCCACUUGCAAGUCAGACAAUUUUAAAAUGACUUAAAAGUUAUUUUGAAAUUCUGUGACUACAUGGGAAAUAGUAAAAAAAAAAAAAACAACAACAACAAUAAAAAACAAUUAAAAAAAUAGAGAAAAAUUCUCAACCUAUCGUUACCCAUGGUCUCUUAAAAGGACGAUUCCAUUCAGCUGAUUUUGAAAUGAGAAAAAUGAACACACAGAACUAAGUUCAUCCUCUCUUAGGAAAUACGAUCGAGAUGUGGAAAUGGACUUGUGGAACAAGGAGAGGAAUGUGAUUGUGGAACCGAAGAGGUGAAAGAAGUUUUGCGUUUAUACUGGUUGUCACGACAACCAAAACCCUUUUUCUCUCAACAGAUUUAGUCCUGUACAUGACUGUGUGUUUCCCUUGAUGGAAUUAACCUCGCACAAGUUGGUUAAACUAAAAAUGCCAGAAGACACAAGUUUGGUGGACUUGCUUUUCGACGGCUCAUUUAUUUAUCUGUGCUUAUUUGUUCUUAUUUCUACGUCAGGAUUGCCUGGAGUUGGAUCCGUGUUGUCAACCAAAAGACUGUAAACUUAAACCGGGCUCACAGUGCAGUGUACUAAAUCACGCUUGCUGCCAAGAUUGUGUGGUGAGUUUUUAUCAUUAAAAUCACUGUCGAGGCUAUCCGAACAUGGACAAAACUUUUUAAACUUUUUAUACAGUCGUCCCACAGCGGUUGAAAGCAUCCAGUUUGAAAUGUGAAGCAGUCAAAAUUAAGUACCCUUGAAUUACAAAAAGUCUCAACUGAUAGCCUGGCGAGCUCUAUUAACGCCUUAGAGUGACUAACAUCCAAUUUCUCCUUACAAUAUCACCACUGAAUCACACCUUAACGUCAUAAGAAUAGAGGAAAUGAUCACCAACUAAUGAAACUCUAGAUUGUUGGACAAAUUCUCCUUUUCAGCCCUUAAGAAAUGUAUAGAGAACAGUAUGGAGAAUAUGAACACUGAUGUUGGGGUGUAAAGGGUUAAAAAGAACGUUUAAGAUCUUCUCGUGGCAAAGGAAAACUGUAAAGAGCUAAGAAAUAAUAAUACCAAAAAGAUCAAAAUGGUUAUGAGAUGAAAAUUGUAGGUCCGAGCAAGAAAUUAAGACUAACUAUUAAAUUUUUAUCCCAAAAAGUAGUUUAUUCAGUUGUAUAUGAAAAAGUUUCAUUUUCAAAUAUCUCUCCGACCUGACAGUUUAAACCACACGGAAUCCUGUGUCGACCGAGUGAAGGUGAUUGUGAUGUACCAGAGUAUUGCCCGGGAGAUAAUGGAGACGUGAGUAGUCAACAGUUGAGCUGAUCAUGCAUGAACUAGACAGAGUGUUAUUGCAUAUUCGACAGAACUAAGUAUGCCAGUCAUUUUGUAAAUAGGAACUUCAUUGAGCAAUGAAAUAGUUUCUCUUUACAUACUGCUACAGACGCAAGACACCUAAUUCUUGCAAUGCGCGUCGCUACUCAGGAGUACUCAUAAAUUGAUAAUCGGAAAAAAAUUGUCAGGGUAACCUAAUGAUAUGCUGACGGCAAAUUUUCUUUCCUCGUGUAUGCAAUGGAAAAAUCAGGAUAAUCCCCAGCCCGAGUUAUCUCAACAUCCCAAGUGGGUUAUUAAUCCGGUUAAUCGAGAGUAAACCGUUUUUUGGUGUAACAUACGACAGGUUUUCGGUAAUUUUUUAAUGUCAUAGAACCCACAAAAACGAUUUUAUCACCCUCUCCCAGCCGACAAUGUAACGGAAUGUUUAUAGCGAACAAAUUGUUCAUGGAGUGAGGGCAUCCGGAAAACUGAAGGGACAACUUUUUCAAGACAAGACUGGUUUAGGGAUUCGACUUAUCAAUAGUUACACUCAGUAAUUAUUUUUCUAUACGCUUUAGUGCCCGGAGGAUUCGUUUAUUCAUGACGGAUAUCCAUGCCGCAGUAUAGGACAGGCAAGUGUCUUCUUAAAAGAAACUCUAAAGAUAUUCUGAGCUUGUAACCGUCUUGCGACAUAAAAGUAUAACUUCAAUGUCAAGAAACAACUCUGACGGCGCUAACGUAGGGUCCUUUUUGUUUUUACUUCUUUUCAGCUUCUUGUUGGACCCACGACUUAUGGUCAAACUAAAAAUGUUGUGCUCAAUCCACCAAUUGAGGCGCAGUACUUAAGAAUAAAUCCCCAGUACUGGAGCUACUCAAGAAUGUGCCUUAAGACAGAAUUCUAUGGCUGCUCAGGAGAACAAGGCAAGAUAGACUUACUGUAUGAUUAA